AAAACUUUGAACACUUGACGCGUUUAUAAUGUAAACACUUGUAUGUAAGUAAACACAUGACAUGUUUUCAUUUAAACACGUAACACUUUAUUACCAAUGAUGCGUUUAUCUUCUAAACACUAAGUGUUUAAGCAACGCCAAAUCCUUUAACGAAACGAUGCAAAUUGGUCAGCAUUGCAUAUCUUAAACAUGAUGUUUACAGUUGAUACACAUGAUAAACACUGGACAUGUUUUUAAUCUAAACAUAUACGCUAGUAAUUGUAAACACGUUCUAAUUUAAACACAAAGGUACAAAAAUACAAACCGUGAGUUAAACACCAAGUGUUUAUACAGUGACCCCGAGAUGGACUGUUGAGCAUGUCGUAUUAUAAACACAAUAUGUUUAGUUGCUAAACAUGAUAAAAACAUGACACGUUUUUAACCUAAUUAUUCUAGCCGGUGAACGUAUGCUCUGUGUUUUAAUAAUCACAUGAUAAUAAGCAUUAUAACCCGUUGCGUUUAACAUCGUGAAUGUUGUGAAUAAUCAUGGCCAAGAUACACACACCGUAUUCAAUUGCUGCAUUAUUAUGAACACAUAAUCCGCGGGUUUAAUGAAGGAGCUGACAAAGUUUGUUAACGGAAAUCAAUCCAUUGAAACAUGCGUUCAAUGUUAAAAGUUCAUUAUAGCGAAUGCAAAUGUUUAAAACAAGGCGAGGUUUAAUACCAUCUUGCGGCGCAACCAUCGCCCCUAACCGCCCCUGCCAUUCCAUAGAAGGCUGAUAUUAGCACACUGUAUUUAAGUUGUAACUAAACAUUUUAGAUCUGACAAAUAUUUGGCUUGCUUUGUUCGACAUGUUUGUAUUGUUUUAACGCUUGUCGGUUUAGAUAUUAAACGUGUCUAACAUACGCCUCAUUACGUAUUCAAAACUUUUGAACAUUGUUUGAAAUGCAUCUCAUGCUUCUUCUCAUUACAAUAACACGUUUUCAAGGCUGCUGAAAAUCCCGUUUAGGCUGCCUGAGUACACCUUAAUAAGCCAAGAUGAAAGAUUGGAAAGUUAAGUGUUCAGUAAUGGGUGAAUGACCUGUGUUUAAAGUAUACAAAUGUCGUGUUUACUAAAAGUACGAAAUGCUAAACACGGCAUUUAAACGGCGACGCUAACGCUGUACUCUUUUCUAAUAAUUUCCAGAAAGUUCCUGUGCUAUUCGCCCGCCAAAAAGUAUCAAUUAUUUUGCAUAAAUUAAGCGCACGCGCUAGCCUUCUGAUACGUGAUUGGCUGUGGAGCUGAGGCAGCGCGUGCGAACAACAUCACUGUGGCGCAUUGUACAUGUACAUGUAUACUUAUGGGUGAAUACACAUGUAUGUACGCACAUCCAUAUUGCGUGGUCGAUCUACACUAGCAGCUCACGCGACAAAUCAACACGAUACACAUCACACAAGCAGCUUCCAUCUGUGCAGAUUUAUAGCAGUAUCCAGCCUUUACACUUGUUGACACAGUUAAACAUUUUGAGAGAUCAUGCCAGUGUAUAAAAUUUGGAACUGUGACAGAAAUGUGCGCAAAAGUGUCGUAGCCAUCAGCAUUGAAGAGAUGAUCGUGAAAGUCAAAGCUAAGUUCAACCUUGGCAAUGAGUUUGACUCGCACCGAAUUGUGACUGAAGAUGAUGGCACAGAAAUUGAAGACGACGAGGUCUUACAGGAGCUGGGAGGUGGAACAACGUUCAUGCUACUGAACAAUGGUGAGAGCUGGAAACCUGCCACAAGCACAUCACCUCAAAACAAGAUACCAGAGCCAGCUGUGGAUGACGCAACUCCUCCAACCCCACAGUCACAGUGUUCACCUGAAGCUCAAGUGUCUUCUAGUCAUCGAGUAACCGAGUUUUCAUCUCUACCGGUGUUUAGCCCACGGGUGUUGGAGCAUCUACGGUCAGGGAAGGAGCACAUGGUGUGGAGAGAACUGAUAAGUGAGGCAGCUAACUACUACAUUGGCAAACAUCCACAGCUGAGUAGUACUUCUGAAUAUUGUGCCAUUGGUCGUAAAAUGUUCUGCACCUAUCCAUCCAUACAGCGGGAAGGAGAGCAUGAAUGGUCCUUUUUCACAAAGUGCCUCUCCCAAAGAAUAAGGCACAUUCGAUGGACAGACAGGAAGAGGACUCCAACCGAGAACAGAGGUGGUGGAACUGACAACUGUGCCCCUACUACCAAGAAACCUCGAGUAGUCCAUAUAUCCUGCACUUCAGAUGGAUCUUCAGAUUUAACAUCGGAAGAGUACGAGAAACACCUUUCUGAAAUUCAAGUCGAGUGGGCCAAGGGGCAGAGGAAGAAUGAUGCUCAUCUAAAUCUUCUGCUCUCAGAAUGUUUCAAGUCCAACCAGCAGUGGAUCAAAGGGCUUCCAGACUCAAAGAUUAAGCCAAUUUUGGAAAAGAUCCCAUGCUAUGAAGAUGGACAGAUGAUUAUUCUUGAGUUUCAGAGGAUUAUUGGGGAGAAGCAGUUCGGCAAACUUCAGGACAACACCAAGAUGUUUAUGGCUGCCGUCGAGGAGGCCUUGCGUUUGCCGCCAACAGAGGAACCUGAGAGAAUGGUUAAGAUCAUCGAACAGGUAGAGAAGGCAACAGCCUUUGACAAAGGGAAGGGUGUCAAAACAAAGAGAGUCAUCACCAUCAUAGAGGACAUUCCAGACAACGAGGUUGAAGUGGCCCUGAAAACUGGGGACAAGGAUCCGCCAAAGCUGGUAAUAAUCAAGAGGGAUGACAAGAUAACUGCAAUCUUCAUUGUUGGCGAUGGGGUCCACAUAUCUUGCAAGGGCAGUAUGGUGGCAAAUGCAGUGAUCACUUUGUUGGGAGUAUAUUAUGUUUUCAACCUUGACUACCCCAAAAUAUACUCUCAGAUCCUUGGAAUCCUUCAGACUCAUGUUGUUGGAGGACUUCCUUUCGAAGGCAAAAAAAGUGCCAAAUACCGCACGUUUAAUAACUCGCUUGUCAAAAAAAUGGCACAGAAACGGUGCAAACUUCAGGAACCUGAGAGAAUGGUUAAGAUCAUCGAACAGGUAGAGAAGGCAACAGCCUUUGACAAAGGGAAGGGUGUCAAAACAAAGAGAGUCAUCACCAUCACAGAGGACAUUCCAGACAACGAGGUUGAAGUGGCCCUGAAAACUGGGGACAAGGAUCCGCCAAAGCUGGUAAUAAUCAAGAGGGAUGACAAGAUAACUGCAAUCUUCAUUGUUGGCGAUGGGGUCCGCAUAUCUUGCAAGGGCAGUAUGGUGGCAAAUGCAGUGAUCACUUUGUUGGGAGUAUAUUAUGUUUUCAACCUUGACUACCCCAAAAUAUACUCUCAGAUCCUUGGAAUCCUUCAGACUCAUGUUGUUGGAGGACUUCCUUUCGAAGGCAAAAAAAGUGCCAAAUACCGCACGUUUAAUAACUCGCUUGUCAAAAAAAUGGCACAGAAACGGUGCAGUAGCGAGAACUGAGUC
This is a messenger RNA of Acanthaster planci (crown-of-thorns starfish), 3443 nucleotides long. RefSeq lists its product as uncharacterized. NCBI's taxonomy places the organism in Eukaryota, Metazoa, Echinodermata, Asteroidea, Valvatida, Acanthasteridae. Gene Ontology annotation, biological process: regulation of apoptotic process; apoptotic process. The record is from RefSeq and is a predicted model, not a curated record.